AUCCCAGUCGGCGAUGUCGGCGCCCUCCGCGGAGCCCCGGGGGUGGGCGUCGGGUCCCCGCAUCACGCCGGAGGUGCUGCGCGAGACGCUGCUCUACUACAACCUGAGCCGGCAGGACUUCCUCAGCACGUACAACAUCCAGCCGCUGGUGUACGUGGCCGAGCUGCCGCGGGGCGCCAAGACCGGCUUGGUGGUGGUCUACGCGCUGAUCUUCGCGCUGGCGCUGGCCGGCAACGGUCUGGUGGUCUCGGUGGUGCUGAAGAAGCGCGCCGUGCGCACCGCCACCGACGUCUUCAUCUGCUCGCUGGCCGUCAGCGACCUGCUCAUCACCUUCUUCUGCGUGCCCUUCACUUUGCUGCAGAACAUCACCUCGCAGUGGCUCGGAGGCGUGUUCGUGUGCAAGACGGUCCCCUUCGUGCAGACCACGGCGGUGGUGACGGGCAUCCUCACCAUGACCUGCAUCGCCAUCGAGAGAUACCUCGGCAUCGUCUUCCCGCUCCGAAUGAGGCGGCAGUCCACGUCCAGGAGAGCGUACAAGAUGCUGGGUCUCGUGUGGACGGCCUCGGUGACGGUGGGCUCGCCGAUGUUGUUUGUGCAGCAGCUCAAAGUCAAGUACGACUUUGUGUACGAGCGCCACCACGUGUGCUGCCAGGAGAUGUGGCGCUCGCCGACCGACCGGCAGGCCUACAGCACCUUCAUCAUGGUGGCCCUGUUCCUGCUUCCCCUGGCCGCCAUGCUCUUCCUCUACAGCCGCAUCGCCUUUGAGCUGUGGAUCCGCAAGCGGGUGGGCGACUCGUCGGUACUCGACACCAUGAAUCAGCGGGAGCUGGUUAAGAUGGACAGGAAAAAGAAGAGAGCCGUCAAGAUGAUGAUCGUCGUCGUUCUGCUCUUCACCAUUUGCUGGGCUCCCUUCCACACGGUCCACAUGCUCUUUGAAUACUACGACUUGGAGAACAAAUACGACGACGUGACGCUCAACACCAUCGUCGCCGUCGUGCAGGCCGUCGGCUUCUUCAACAGCUUCAACAACCCCAUCGUGUACGCCUUCAUGAACGAGAACUUCAAGAAGAGCUGCGUCUCGGCGCUCUCCACGUGCGCGCGGCAGCCCGGCCGGCACGCCGGCGUGCCGGCCGGGCUGCCGCGCGUGCAGUUCAUCAAACCGCAAACCAGAGAGGCCUUCCCGGAGUCGGACACGGGCGGGGCCCCGAAGCGGCGCCAGGCGGCCGAAGGUCCGCCCGCUUCGUCGCGCGCCGAGAGCUCCUUGGGGGGUGCCGGGGAAAAGCUCUCCACCGUUCAGACCGAGCUCGCCGCCAACGCCGACUCUCAGACGAAAUGAGCGCCGAGGACUCAGUCGACGUUCGCACAAGCUCGUUUGGAUUGCGUAGAAUACAAAAUGAGAGUUUUACAAUGAAUUGGAAACGGGGCCGGUCCGACGGUGGUCCGGUUCGACCGCGGCCACGAGAUCCUUCCGUCCUUGACGAACUUCAGGGUCAAAUGUGGCCGCCGCCGUUUCGCGAUUGUGUUUGCUUCGUGGUGCCGUUUACAGUGAACGUGAUCUUCCCGUCCAAAUGUGAAAUUGUUUAUGAGUUAUGUAAAUAUAUUUCAAAAAGCAAAAGGCAGUAACAAAGGACAAAAGAAUACAAGUUUCAGAAAAAAAAAAAAAGCAUUCGCACAACCACAAUUUUUUCCGAUGAGUGCCCAGCGUACAGACAUUUAUGACGUCAUUAAAUAU
Messenger RNA from Syngnathoides biaculeatus (alligator pipefish), 1732 nucleotides. RefSeq names its product pyroglutamylated RFamide peptide receptor b (gene qrfprb). Gene Ontology annotation, biological process: G protein-coupled receptor signaling pathway. The record is from RefSeq and is a predicted model, not a curated record. The transcript has 6 exons. The coding region runs from base 14 to 1336 and encodes 440 amino acids. NCBI's taxonomy places the organism in Eukaryota, Metazoa, Chordata, Actinopteri, Syngnathiformes, Syngnathidae. Gene Ontology annotation, molecular function: neuropeptide Y receptor activity; peptide binding. Gene Ontology annotation, cellular component: membrane.